This is a messenger RNA of Scomber scombrus (Atlantic mackerel), 1823 nucleotides long. Its product is annotated as CD276 antigen homolog. Gene Ontology annotation, cellular component: external side of plasma membrane. The coding region runs from base 761 to 1291 and encodes 176 amino acids. Lineage: Eukaryota; Metazoa; Chordata; Actinopteri; Scombriformes; Scombridae. Gene Ontology annotation, biological process: cellular response to lipopolysaccharide; immune response; positive regulation of T cell proliferation. The transcript is spliced from 4 exons. The record is from RefSeq and is a predicted model, not a curated record.
AAAGGUAAAGAUAAAAAUUGAAGAUAAUAUUAUUUUCUUAAUAAUUAAGAUUAAUAGUUAAUGCUCUCAAGUCUCACGCAUUAACUGUGAGACACACGCAGUUCACGCAGCUCACACGCCACACCUGUCAUUUCUCACGCACAUUAAUAUAUAAUAAAUUAACAGCCAAUCAGAAAAUAGUAUUUCUUGUUGCUGGGUAAAUAAGGAAAAUAAGUUGUAAUAAAUGUUCUCUCACUGCAAACCUUCCAUAAUGAGAAUAAACUUCAACAUUGACUCAAAAACACAGCAAGAAAAAAACACACAAAAAGGAAAAAAUAUAAAAAUGACAAAGUUUUUUAAAACAGUAACACAUAAUGAAAAUAAUAAAUGAUAAAUGAUUAAAUAAAAUAAAAACAGAGUGGCAGAGAGGACGUUUUGCUCCGUUUCCUUCACUGUGACGUAGCUCAAACCCAAAACACUGAAAAAAAGGGAAAUAUAAAUAAUAUUUUCACAUGUUAUGAAUUACAAGUUAACAAAGGGCUCACCUAUGAAUUUAUAAGUUAAUAAACAUUUAUAAUAAUUGAUUAAAAUGAGCGAAAGCAGCCUCUUAUCAGGAUUUAGGGUCUCGGUUGCGUAGUGACGUAGUGACGCAGCCACGUUUUUGACCUACGCAGUUUACGGGAAGGGAGGAUAAACUUCCUGAAACUGAAAGAACAAAAACAUAACAUCUUUAAAUUAUUUUAUUCACAUAUUUCAACAUUUACUUGACAUCUGCGUCGCCAUGGCAACCACAUCCAGUCAUGGAGACGUUAUUCUCUGGAUCGUCCUGGUUUACAGUCUGAACUCAGGCAGCUGUCAGACGAAGGUCCAGGCUUAUAUCAAAGAUGACGUCCUGCUGCUCUGCAUCUACAGCAGCACUCUGCCCGCCUCUGUUACCGUCUCCUGGAGGGACAAAGACAACAACAACGUCCUGGACAUCAUAAACAAUGUUGAGGACUUCCAAACACAAGACAAGAACUUUAAGGAUCGUGUGAGUAGUUUCCGUGAUCAGUACACGGAGGGAAACUUCUCCAUCAUCCUGCGGGACGUCAAACAGGACGAUGCCGGUGUCUACGAGUGUAACAUCCGAAUUGAUGAGGAAUUGACACAGCGGGUCAGACUCAACAUCACAGGUGAACGUCCUAAAGCAGCAACGACUCCUUCAAAACCAGCAGGUGGCGCCGCUGCAGUGACACCAACCUCCAUCCAGCUGCUGCUUCUCUCUCUGCUCCUCAUUCAUUCUGCUGGUUUGAGCUGCUGCAGCAUCUGCUAACUUUCACUGCACUGUUACACAGUAAUGAAGUUUAAAAUGUAUUAUUUAUUAUUCCAGGAAUAAAUCAGCUUAAAGUUUGAUCUGAGUAUAAACUGCAUCAUUAAUUAACUUUAACCAACUUGCACUUAAUAUUAUUAUUAAUGAAGUUAAUGAAAAGUUCUUAGAGGACAAAAACUAAGUUUAUUUCAGGAAUAAAUCAGCUUUAAAGUUCCAGAAAUCAUUAAAAAGCACCAACAUUUGGUUUAAUGUCUCCCUUUAAGAAUCAGGAGUCACUUCAGAUUUGUUCUGCACGACUGAAUUUAUGUUAAAGUCUCUCAACCAAUCAAAGGCAACCAGGACCAACCAAUCACAGGCAACCAGGACUAACCAAUCACAGGCUGCCACUAAUGUAUUACUGCUGUGAGUUUGUUAUCAGAGAUAUAUUAUUAGACCCAGAAUAAGAUCUGAAAGCUGCUUCACACAAGUUCACUAUUGCUUCCAGCUUCACAUGUAGGCGAUGCUACAGCAUGAAACAAUAAGAGGAAGCUGAGCC